AUGGGUACAAAAGGCCGUGCUGUUCCUCGUGUCGUGUGCUGCGCGAUACCCAUCGCCCGCGCCGCGGGCAAGGUCCUGGUCGUCACGAGCAGGAAACGGCCGAACAACUGGGAGCAAGCAUGGCUCCAACGGCGACGGCGGUCGAGCACCGAUGCCAAAAGGUGGUUGGGAGCCGUCGGAUGUGCAGUUGGAGGCUGCAGCCUCGAGAGAGGCCCUGGAAGAAGGUCCUACCCUUUGUCCCUCUCUCCGUCUCCUCAUCUCCUGAUUCUCGUCUCUCUCUCCCUCUUCGCCCCUCCCACCUCACACACACACCUUCCUCCCGUACACGUCAUCGUCAUCCACACAGCGGGCGUACGCGGCACGAUAACAAGAUACGUCAUCACGAUACCGACGCCCUCGGCCACGUAUCACUUUUAUGAGCUGGACGUGGUCGGGCUGGAACAAGACUGGCUAGAACGUAACGAGCGGAGACGGGAGUGGGUAGACUACGCCGAGGCGUGCAGGCGGCUGGAGUGGAAGUCGGAGCUCGCGCAGGGCCUCAAGUCGUCCUCCCUGGCCCGCUGA
Messenger RNA from Cyclocybe aegerita, 564 nucleotides. NCBI's taxonomy places the organism in Eukaryota, Fungi, Basidiomycota, Agaricomycetes, Agaricales, Hemipholiotaceae. The record is from the annotation of a GenBank genome assembly.